GGCAUUGGGAUAAGUCGAUAGAUGCUUGCUUAGCUGCUGGAAAUAGAGGAGUGGAAUACCGCCCGAGCCUAACAAGCUAGUCAGCCAUGUGUUAUGGAGGCGACGGCGAGCCAGGUGAAUGAAUUCUCCGGGUGGAAGAGGCAGAAAGAAAAAGGGCUCAGCCAGCGCCAGCUCCCCGCCCGAAGGCGACGCCCCCAGUCAGGUGUCGCUCCAUAAGAGGAAUUUGUACUACUUUUCCUACCCACUGCUGGCUGUGUUUGCGCUCUUCCGAGUCCUCGCCCUGUACUUGGGCAUUCUGUUCGCCUGGAUUUGCGAGCGGCUGUCCCAAGCUAUGGCGGCCAGAGCUAAACGGCCGGAGGACAUCGGUAAAGAGGAAUAUGAAGACAGCGGCGAGCUGAUCCGAAACCACCACAAGCAGGCCUUUGAGUACAUCUCUGUUGCCCUAAGGAUCGACGAGGAUGACAAAGGUCAUAAAGAGCAGGCAGUGCAGUGGUACAAGAAGGGAAUUGCGGAGUUGGAGAAGGGCAUCGCCAUCGAGAUUGCAGGACAAGGGGAGAAGUUUGAACGAGCAAAGCGUCUCCAGGCCAAGAUGACCACCAAUCUCAUAAUGGCUAAGGAUCGACUAGAGCUUUUAGCAAAACUUCCCCCAGGUUCAGCUCAGAGAGACAUCUAUACAGAAAGCACAAACCAGCCCUACCAUAAUGGCCAUCUCCGUUCAGUGAGUGGGGCGGUGCCCAAAAGGAAGGAUCCCCUGACACACUCUAGUCACUCUCUACCACGAUCAAAGCAUGUACCCAAAACCCCCCCGAUGGGACCCCACGGGCACCAGCGCUCCCCCAGUUACAGUGGGCCCCCCGGCUCUAGCGCUGCCAGAACUACCUCCCAGCCCUCCCACGGUAACAAGGGCCCUGCUAAAGCUGGCAACCGGCAGAACAGCAAGCCCACCACGCCCACGGGGACCCCGUUCAAAAAGAGGGACAUGAAGAACUUCAAGAACGUGGACAGCAAGCUGGCCAAUCUCAUCCUGAACGAGAUUGUGGACAGCAGUGGGUCGGCAGUGCGGUUUGAGGAUGUCGCUGGGCAGGAUCUUGCCAAGCAGGCCCUCCAGGAGAUCGUCAUCCUGCCUGCCCUUAGGCCAGAACUGUUUACAGGCCUCCGGGCGCCUGCGAGAGGCCUGCUUCUCUUUGGCCCGCCAGGGAAUGGGAAGACCAUGCUGGCCAAAGCCGUUGCCAUGGAAUCCAACGCGACCUUCUUCAACAUAAGUGCAGCCAGCUUGACCUCUAAAUAUGUGGGAGAGGGCGAGAAGCUUGUCAGGGCCCUGUUUGCCGUUGCGAGAGAGCUGCAGCCUUCCAUCAUUUUCAUUGAUGAAAUUGACAGCCUCCUCUGCGAGAGGAGAGAGGGAGAACACGACGCCAGCCGGCGACUGAAGACUGAGUUCUUAAUCGAGUUUGACGGGGUCCAGUCUGGAGGGGACGACAGGGUGCUGGUAAUGGGGGCCACCAACAGGCCUCAGGAGCUGGAUGAGGCUGUGCUGAGGCGAUUCGCAAAACGGGUCUAUGUGGCUCUACCAACAGAAGAGACACGAUUCAAACUGUUGAAGAAUCUCUUGGGGAAGCAUGGAAACCCACUAAACCAAAAAGAGCUGGCCAAGCUUGCCAGACUGACAGAGGGUUACUCAGGUAGUGACCUGACUUCCUUGGCAAAAGAUGCUGCUCUGGGACCUAUCAGAGAACUAAAACCAGAACAGGUGAAGAACAUGGCAGCAAAUGAGAUGCGGAACAUUAAGUUCAGUGAUUUUGUGGAGUCGUUGAAAAAAAUAAAGCGCAGCGUCAGCCCACAGACUCUGGACCUGUACGUGCGGUGGAACAAAGAGUACGGGGACACCACUGGGGUGUAAAACAGCGCCCCCUCCUGCGUGGAAGCUCACAGACGCUGAAAUGGGGGAGGAAGAAGAGGACAGAGUGCAGAAGAGGAUGUUGAGGAUUCCUCUGCUCUCUUUUUGUGGUUUUCCUUCAAAGAAGGAUAAAGCACCAACAGACCAUACAAGGUUACCCUUUACUUUUAAAAGUCUGUCCUCUUUAUCCUGCAAUGUGUGCUUCUAACAUCUGCAUUAAUGCACAGAAUAAUCCCCAUUGUUUAUGAUAUUGGAUGCAUUCUUCAGCAAUUGGCAGCCACAGGUCUCCUUGGCGCUUACAGACUGGGCACAGAAUACGGAGAAUAGUGGAAGGCUUUGGUGAAAUUUAUGUAAAUUCUACAGACAACUCUGUAGUUGUCUCACUCCAGGGUGACAAGAAGUAAUUACAUUUCACCCAUUCUGUAAUUCACUUACACAGCUGGAUUUUUAUAAUUUGUAACUGAGGUCUGGAGUCGAGUGCAGAAUUCACUACAUAACACCGCUGCCCUAAUAUUGGUAGUGAAGAACAAUAUGUGAAGGUUUAAAGGGUUUGAGACAAUACAUCUUCAAGCCUUGCCUGGCUUGUGUGCGCCAGUGAACAGUGGUGAUGAUUGAUGUUUCAUUAAUUAGGUUGUGAAGAUGUGAUUAUGAACUGUGCCUUUGUUUAAUAAAAGGACACUGAAAAUAGGUGUUGUGCCCUGAAGAGGACUAUGCUGUGUAGAGAUCAAUCUAGUCUUCCGUUAGAUUUUUUUUUUUUUUUUU
Megalops cyprinoides (Indo-Pacific tarpon) is the source of this 2656-nucleotide messenger RNA. RefSeq names its product spastin (gene spast). The transcript is spliced from 17 exons. The record is from RefSeq and is a predicted model, not a curated record. Gene Ontology annotation, cellular component: microtubule cytoskeleton. The coding region runs from base 119 to 1897 and encodes 592 amino acids. Lineage: Eukaryota; Metazoa; Chordata; Actinopteri; Elopiformes; Megalopidae. Gene Ontology annotation, molecular function: ATP binding; ATP hydrolysis activity; microtubule severing ATPase activity.